AUGCCGCGGAACCAGGGCUUCUCCGAGCCGGAGUACUCGGCUGAGUACUCUGCUGAGUACUCUGUCAGCCUGCCCUCUGACCCUGACCGUGGGGUGGGGCGGACCCAUGAAAUCUCCGUCCGGAACUCAGGGUCUUGCCUCUGUUUACCUCGCUUUAUGCGGCUGACUUUUGUGCCUGAAUCCUUGGAGAACCUCUAUCAGACCUACUUCAAAAGGCAGCGCCAUGAGACCCUGCUGGUGCUGGUGGUGUUUGCAGCCCUCUUCGACUGCUACGUGGUGGUCAUGUGCACCGUGGUCUUCUACAAAGACAUGCUGGCACCUCUUGUCGUGGCUGGGAUCGGGCUGGUGUUGGACAUCAUCCUCUUCGUGCUCUGCAAAAAGGGGCUCCUCCCUGAUCGGGUCACCCGCAAAGUGGUGCCCUACUUGCUGUGGCUGCUGAUAACAGCCCAGAUCUUCUCCUACCUGGGCCUGAACUUUGCCCGUGCCCAUGCAGCCAGCGACACAGUGGGCUGGCAGGCCUUCUUUGUCUUCUCCUUCUUCAUCACGCUGCCCCUCAGCCUCAGUCCCAUCGUCAUCAUAUCUGUGGUCUCCUGUGUUGUACACACGCUCGUCUUGGGGGUCACUGUGGCCCAGCAGCAGCAGGACCAACUGAAGGGGAUCCAGUUGCUGAGGGAGAUCCUGGCCAACAUCUUCCUCUACCUGUGUGCUAUCAUUGUGGGCAUCAUGUCCUACUACAUGGCAGACCGCAAGCACCGCAAGGCCUUCCUGGAGGCCCGCCAGUCACUAGAGGUGAAGAUGAACCUGGAGGAGCAGAGCCAACAGCAGGAGAAUCUUAUGCUUUCCAUCCUGCCCAAGCAUGUGGCAGAUGAGAUGUUGAAGGACAUGAAGAAAGAUGAGAGCCAGAAGGACCAGCAGCAGUUCAACACCAUGUACAUGUACCGUCACGAGAAUGUCAGCAUCCUCUUUGCUGACAUCGUGGGCUUCACCCAGCUCUCUUCUGCCUGCAGUGCCCAGGAACUUGUGAAGCUACUCAAUGAGCUCUUUGCCCGCUUUGACAAGCUGGCAGCAAAAUACCACCAGCUACGGAUUAAGAUCCUGGGUGACUGUUACUACUGCAUCUGUGGCCUGCCUGACUACAGGGAGGACCAUGCCGUCUGCUCCAUCCUCAUGGGACUGGCCAUGGUAGAGGCCAUCUCGUAUGUACGGGAGAAAACACAGACCGGGGUGGACAUGCGUGUGGGGGUGCACACGGGCACCGUGCUGGGUGGCGUCCUGGGUCAGAAGCGCUGGCAGUACGACGUGUGGUCUACCGAUGUCACCGUGGCCAACAAGAUGGAGUCAGGCGGCAUCCCAGGGCGCGUGCACAUCUCCCAGAGCACCAUGGACUGCCUGAAAGGAGAGUUUGAUGUGGAGCCAGGUGAUGGAGGCAGCCGCUGUGAUUACCUAGAAGAAAAGGGCAUUGAAACCUACCUCAUCAUUGCAUCCAAGCCAGAGGUGAAGAAGAGAGCCAUCCAGAAUGGCCUCAAUGGCUCGGCCCUGCCAAAUGGAGCACCACCAUCCUCAAAGCCCAACUCUCCUGCCCUCAUUGAGACCAAGGAGCCCAAUGGGAACACUGCCGGCUCCACAUUGGAGGAGGCCGAGGAGCAUGAAGCCCAGGCAGACAACCCAUCGUUCCCCAACCCUCGCCGGAGGCUGCACCUUCAGGACCUGGCUGAUCGUGUGGUAGAUGCCUCUGAAGACGAGCAUGAGCUUAACCAGCUGCUCAAUGAGGCCCUGCUCGCACGAGAGUCUGCCCAGGUAGUAAAGAAGAGAAACACCUUCCUUCUGUCCAUGCGGUUCAUGGACCCCGAGAUGGAAAUCCGCUACUCAGUGGAGAAGGAAAAGCAGAGUGGGGCCGCCUUCAGCUGCUCCUGUGUUGUCCUGCUAUGUACGGCCCUGGUUGAGAUACUCAUUGACCCUGGGCUGAUGACAAACUAUGUGACUUUUGUGGUUGGGGAGAUUCUGCUUCUGAUCCUGACAGUCUGCUCAUUGGCUGCCAUCUUUCCUCGGGCCUUUCCUAAGAAGCUUGUGGCCUUCUCAACAUGGAUUGAUCGGACCCGCUGGGCCAGGAACACCUGGGCCAUGUUAGCCAUCUUCAUUCUGGUUUUGGCAAACGUCGUGGACAUGCUCAGUUGCCUCCAGUACUACACGGGCCCCAACAACAUGACUGCAGGGAUGGAAGCGGAGCAGUACGGCUGCAUGGCAAACCCCAAGUAUUACAACUAUGUCGCUGUGCUGUCUCUCAUCGCCACCAUCAUGCUGGUGCAGGUCAGCCACAUGGUGAAGCUGACACUCAUGCUGCUUGUCACAGGCGCGGUGGCCGUCAUCAACCUCUAUGCCUGGUGCCCCAUCUUCGAUGAAUACGACCAAAGACGUUUUCAGGAGCAUGAUAUUCCCGUCAUCACCUUAGAGAAGAUGCAAGUAUUUUCCACCCUUGGGUUCAAUGGGACUGACAGGUUGCCCCUGAUGCCUUCUAAGUACUCGAUGACAGUGAUGAUGGUCGUCAUGAUGCUGAGCUUUUACUACUUCUCCCGCCAUGUGGAAAAACUGGCACGGACCCUGUUCUUAUGGAAGAUUGAGGUCCAUGACCAGAAGGAACGUGUUUAUGAGAUGCGACGCUGGAACGAGGCCUUGGUCACCAACAUGCUGCCUGAACACGUGGCCCGCCAUUUCCUGGGUUCCAAGAAGAGAGAUGAGGAGCUGUACAGCCAGUCUUAUGAUGAGAUUGGAGUCAUGUUUGCCUCCCUGCCCAACUUUGCUGACUUCUACACAGAGGAGAGCAUCAAUAACGGUGGCAUUGAAUGUCUGCGCUUCCUCAAUGAGAUCAUCUCAGACUUCGACUCUCUCCUGGACAAUCCCAAAUUCCGGAUCAUCACCAAGAUCAAAACCAUUGGCAGUACCUACAUGGCAGCUUCAGGAGUCACCCCAGAUGUCAACACCAACGGUGUGAAUAGUUCCAACAAGGAGGAGAAGUCGGAGAAGGAACGCUGGCAGCACCUGGCUGAUCUGGCUGACUUUGCACUGGCCAUGAAGGACACGCUUACAAACAUCAACAACCAGUCCUUCAACAACUUCAUGCUGCGCAUAGGCAUGAACAAAGGAGGGGUACUGGCUGGGGUCAUUGGAGCCCGUAAACCACACUAUGACAUCUGGGGCAAUACAGUCAACGUAGCCAGCAGAAUGGAGUCCACGGGGGUCAUGGGCAACAUUCAGGUGGUGGAAGAAACACAAGCUAUCCUUCGAGAAUAUGGCUUCCGCUUCGUGAGGCGAGGUCCUAUCUUUGUGAAGGGAAAAGGGGAGCUGCUGACCUAUUUCCUAAAGGGACGUGACAAGCCAGCUGCCUUCCCUAAUGGUUCCUUUGUCACAUUGCCCCACCAGGUGGUAGACAACUCCUGA
Orycteropus afer afer is the source of this 3435-nucleotide messenger RNA. It is a transcript of the gene ADCY3, whose product is annotated as adenylate cyclase 3. The transcript has 21 exons. Bases 1 to 3435 code for a protein of 1144 amino acids. The record is from RefSeq and is a predicted model, not a curated record. Gene Ontology annotation, cellular component: plasma membrane. Gene Ontology annotation, molecular function: adenylate cyclase activity. Gene Ontology annotation, biological process: adenylate cyclase-activating G protein-coupled receptor signaling pathway; intracellular signal transduction; cAMP biosynthetic process. Lineage: Eukaryota; Metazoa; Chordata; Mammalia; Tubulidentata; Orycteropodidae.